AUGGAGGCGGAGUACAACAACGAGCACGCGCGGUGCGAGGAGUUCGUCGCGACGGACGAGACGGCGUGCGUCGGCGUACCGGGGGCCUCGAACCGGGAAAACUGCGUGUUGGCCUGCGUCAGCCGCACGUGCUUCGACCGCGUGUUCCAGCUCGAACCGCUAGAAGAGGGCCAGCAUGACCGCGUUCGGGCGGACCGGUACAAGGAGUGCGCGAAGCGCGAUCUGCGGAAGAGGCUGAAGAAGAGGCAGCGCGCGGGCGAGCUCUGA
Pedinophyceae sp. YPF-701 is the source of this 267-nucleotide messenger RNA. The record is from the annotation of a GenBank genome assembly. Lineage: Eukaryota; Viridiplantae; Chlorophyta; Pedinophyceae.